Molecule: messenger RNA, 1287 nt
Organism: Symphalangus syndactylus (siamang)
Lineage: Eukaryota; Metazoa; Chordata; Mammalia; Primates; Hylobatidae
Source: RefSeq, a predicted model, not a curated record
GGGAAGAAGGAUGCUGAGCCCGCGCGCCCGCCCGCUUGCUCCCCCCGGGCCGCGCGUCGGCACUCACGCUGAGGGGAGAGAGCGAGCUGCCGGGGAGCGGAGGGGGGGUCAGGCCGACACUGUCGCCGCCGCUGCCAGAGCCGCCGCCUCCUCCCUCAGUUUCGUUUCCCCACAAGCCAGCCCAGGUCCGCCAGCGGCACCGUCGCGCUCGGGUCCGGUACUGCGGGCAGCGCAGCCUGAUGACGUCACGGACAGCGCCGCGGCUUGGUCCUCCCCCGGCCGGGUCCCGGCCCCGGGAAAGGCCGCUGAGGUUCUGGCCCGCUCCGCCCUGCAACCUGGGAGGUCCAGGGGCGCCUGCGCGGAAAAGCCGCCCGGAAAAGGCUGCAAAAGCAAAAACUAAGAACAAGUUCAGAGAGGUAGAUGGUAAACUGGUUGAGCGAACGCAGUGUUCUUGUUCCCUGCCGUAUCCCCAGCAUCCAGCCUAUGGGACAUCUCAACAGAUUUUGAACGAAGGACGGGAGGAAAGAAGGAAUGCCGCCUAUAGCAUCUUACCAUAUGGACACAGUUGGCUCUCCAUCUCAAACCUCUCUUCUGAUUUUCAGGCCAAUAUGGCCAAACGUCUGUUGGACAUCUUUACUCGGUCACCUCAAACCCCAUGAAUUCAAAUUUCACCUUAUGUUCUCCCAUCAGCUCACUUUUUUCCUGGUGAAGGGCGCUGCCAUCCAUCCUGUUGGUCCAGCUAGAAAUCUGAGGAGUCUCCCUCUUCUUCAUACCCCAAAGCUUCUCAUACACUUAAUUGCGUUUACCUCCUAAUUGUCUUUCAAAUCCAUCCAUUCACCCCCAUCCCCAUUGCCACAAUUCAUGCACUCACCCCCUCUCAGCAGAAUUUCUCCAGUAACCUCCAAACUCCCGUGACUGCCUCCAGUUGUGAUCCUUCUAAUGCGUUCUUCACAAAACCAAAGUGAUUUUUAAAAUUUUCAACACCUGUGAAAAGAAGGGAAUUUAAAAUUAACUAAUUAAUUAAACCUGAUCCUGUCACAACCCAUCAAUGAUUAAAAUCCAUCAAUGAUGUCCCAUUGCUCUUAGAAUAAAGCUAAUGUCCUUAAAAUGGCCUCAGAGACCCUCCAGCAUGACCCCUUCUUCAGGUAUGCCUUGUACUACUAUCCCUUAGUUCUCCCCAUGCUGACUCUUAGUUUAUCAAACAUGCCGUGUCUCCGCCGGGCACGGUGGCUCACGCCUGUAAUCCCAGCACGUUGGGAGGCUGAGGUGGAUGGAUCACCUGAGGUC